Manacus vitellinus (golden-collared manakin) is the source of this 1393-nucleotide messenger RNA. RefSeq names its product cyclin dependent kinase 2 associated protein 1 (gene CDK2AP1). The transcript has 4 exons. Gene Ontology annotation, cellular component: nucleus; cytoplasm. The record is from RefSeq and is a predicted model, not a curated record. Bases 221 to 601 code for a protein of 126 amino acids. Lineage: Eukaryota; Metazoa; Chordata; Aves; Passeriformes; Pipridae.
UGACUGCAAAUGGCCCCCUCCUUUCUGGAGCUUAAUUCUGAUUUGGAGGAGACCGCUUCUCUAUUGUGCUUAAAUUAAAUGCCCCCCAGCCAGGGGGAUAAAUCCUAGGUCUGCUUCCAAACCUGGGGUGAAGGACCCCCCCGCCCCGUCCUGCAGAGGAGAGGAAAACAGGAAAUCUGUCCCUUUUGGCCUGAAAUCAGCCCUGCAGAAGCCUCUCUGUAUGAAUGCUGAAUAUUUUGGUCUCGGCCGACGGAGGGCUCUGGGCAGCUGUGGAUCUCACAGGGAUUUUCCUCUGGGAGCUGGGAGUGUUCACUCUCCCUCCACAAGUAUGGCAACGUCUGCACAAUACAGACAGCUCAUAAAUGACUAUGGACCCCCAUCUCUAGGCUAUACACAAGGGAUGCAGGGUACCAGCAGCAGUCAAGUACCACAGAGCAAAUAUGCAGAACUUCUAGCUAUCAUAGAAGAAUUAGGAAAAGAGAUUAGACCCACAUAUGCUGGGAGUAAAAGUGCGAUGGAGAGGCUAAAAAGAGGCAUUAUUCAUGCCAGAGGAUUAGUUCGGGAAUGCCUGGCUGAGACGGAACGAAACGCACGAUCUUAGCCCACUAAUUCAGCUGCAAGAUUUUCCAUCUCUUCAUGAAGAAAAAGUAACACUUAUUCCUUUUGACUCUUGAAACAUUCAGACAAAUUCCUUUAUUUUGAAUGUUUUACCUUUCUUGUUUUGCCCUUGCAAAAAUGUAUAGUUAAGAAUGAAAAAAAGAAAAAACCAACCAAGGAUUUUUCAACUUACUGAGGGUUUGCAUUUUGUAAAGACGUUAAAACUCCCUAAAAUGUUUCUAAAACAUGGAAACUGAAGUGCAUGCAGAGGAAUGCUCUCUCUCUCCCAGGCUAUAUUUCAGUUCUCUUCUUACCCAGCCACAGCCUCAUUCUGUUUUUUCCUUCAACUAUAUUCACUUAUCCCCAAACUGUCAAUCUUUCAAAGUUUGACAUAAGCUCUAAGGAUUUUUUUAAUAAAUGCAGAAUAGCAUGCUGUACCUAGUAGUCUGCUAAGUCACAAUUUGUCAUACAGCAUAGACCCUGCUUAGAAAUAACCUCCCCCUUCUCUUAUUUUUCCUUUUUUUGUUCAUUUUGCAUAAACAUUUGCAUGACUGUUAGUGCUUUGAAGUCCAUUUAAAGUGCAUGAGCUAUAUGGAAAAUAGGGAAACCUAUUAAAUAAUAACAAGGUCCUGGAAAGCUAAUUCCUACAUUAAGGCUGGAGAUUUCAGUUUAAAGUUUGCCAAAAAAAAAAAAAAGGAAAAUUCUGGAUAAAUUACUAAAACUGUUAUUUGCAUCUUUGUAUGUAUUUAUUACUUGACGUAAUAAAGCUUAUUUUCAUUAACAGUUUGUAUUAAAA